Anthostomella pinea is the source of this 558-nucleotide messenger RNA. NCBI's taxonomy places the organism in Eukaryota, Fungi, Ascomycota, Sordariomycetes, Xylariales, Xylariaceae. The record is from the annotation of a GenBank genome assembly.
AUGAAUCCCUGGGAAGCCGAUGCCCUGCAAUACCGAUACCCCGCCUAUGGCGGCAUGGCCACCUCGAACGACACCGUUAGCGAUCCCAUCAUCUAUCCAGGACUAUAUGCCCCAAGCGGGUUUGACAUGAUGGAUAUCUUUUUUCGGGUGAUGAGCAGACCAAGUCCCAUGAUCGACCUUGGCCCCGUGGAUGCGUCGUGUGCUGUCUUGAUGUGCGACCUGUGGCAGCCUGACUCUCCGAUUGUGUAUGUGAACGAUGCCUGCGUGGAGAUGACCGGAUACUCUCAAGCUGAGAUCCUUGGGCGAAACUGUCGCUUCAUGCAAGCUCCAGGGGGCAGGGUUCUCAAAUCUUCGGUACGGAAAUACUUAGAGAAGGAUCUUGUCAAGAAGAUGCGACGCGCCGUCGAGUCCAAUAACGAGUUGGCUAUCGAGGUCACCAACUUCAAGAAAAAUGGUCAGAGGUUCACCAACGUGCUGGCCAUGAUUCCCGUGUACUGGGACAGCGAUCAACCGAGGUACUCGGUCGGUUUCAUGGCUGAGAAGCCUCGGGGACAUUAG